CCAAAAGCAAAGCAAAGUGAACAGUGAGUGAGUAUCGAGCCGAGCCGAUGAGAGAACAGAGACUGUAAAUUUUUGGCAAAUUUCCUUCCUGUUGUGUUACGGUCGGUCCGAAUGUGUUUCUAAAUUGCAAAAUUUGGCAGGAAAUUUGCGAAGAAUCUCGCCCGAAAUAUCGUCUUCCGGUAGUCGGUCCCAGUGGUGUCCGUAAGGCAGUGCCCGUCAGCGGGAUCUACGCGAAAUUGCGGUGAAUUUUGGCGAUUGAAAGUCAUUGUUAUUUUCUUGUGCGUGUUGUUCCUUGCCCCGUGUGUGAGUCGAUCGGUUCCGUCCGAAAAAAAAGUUCCUCUGCUGGCUGCUGCUGCUGCCACACAAAAGUGGAGUAAUCGAUUUUCUUCGACCAUCGGUCGGUCGCCGCGAGAAGAGUGUGUUGUGUGAAACCGAGUGCGUAGUUUCCCUCCCGGAAGAAAAAGAAAAUAUUGGCACUUCGCAUAGAGAGAGCAUAAUUGGACCGGUUUUUCCGGAUCGGCCGGAAGCCAAAGCGAGUGACUCUGUCUCGAAACCAGCGGGACGGGAGCCGAGUGCCGACGGAAAAGUCCUUUUUUCUGCCGAAGAAAAUGCUGCAGUUUAGUCCGCCGAUCGUGAAACGUUUGCUGGGCUGGAAGAAGGCCUCGGCCGACGAUUCCGUCGAGGGCAAAUGGUGCGAGAAAGCGGUCAAAAGUCUGGUGAAGAAGCUGAAAAAGUCCGGCGCACUCGAGGAGCUCGAGCGAGCCAUUACGACGCAGAAUUGUAACACCAAAUGUGUUACCAUUCCGAGAGCUCGUCCAGCUAACGGCGAAAAUGGAGUUGCGCUAAGGAAAGGUCUUCCACACGUCAUCUAUUGCAGACUUUGGCGCUGGCCAGAUUUACAGAGUCAAGCCGAGCUGAAAGCGCUGGACAUUUGCGAAUACGCGUACCACCUGAAGAAGGACGAAGUCUGCAUCAACCCGUAUCACUACACGAAGGUCGACUCGCAGUCGCAACAACCGCUGACGAUCCUCGUACCGAAGAACCUAUCCACACCUCAGGGAGGCGAAAGCUCCAUCACCUACACCUUGGACGAUCUAAGCAAUACCGUGCCGGUCAACAUUCAGUACAAUAAUGCGUUGAAUGACAACUAUGUGACCAGUCCACAGCCAGCAACCCCACAGCAGCAACAGCAACCACAGCCACCGCAGCAACAGCCACACCAAACAACCGCACCGUCCUACAUGGAGGUCACACUGGGUCAGCAGAUUCCGACCAACACCACGAUUAUGGACUCGGUGAACAUUGGCGUCGGAACGAUUCCCAACACCGAAACGCCACCGCCCGGGUACAUGUCGGAAGACGGCGAUCCCCUCGACCAGAAUGAUAAUAUGACGGAUAUGUCCCGCCUGUCUCCGCCAAUGGAUGCACAACCGGUGAUGUAUCACGAGCCCGCCUUCUGGUGCUCCAUCAGCUACUACGAGUUGAACCUGCGCGUCGGUGAAACAUUUCACGCCUCCCAGCCCUCGAUCACGGUGGACGGCUUCACGGAUCCAUCCAACUCGGAACGAUUCUGCCUCGGGCUGCUGUCCAACGUCAAUCGCAACGAGGUGGUCGAGCAAACCCGUCGGCACAUCGGCAAGGGAGUCCGCCUGUACUACAUCGGCGGGGAGGUGUUCGCGGAGUGUCUCAGCGAUUCGAGCAUUUUUGUACAAAGCCCCAACUGCAACCAGCGGUACGGGUGGCAUCCGGCUACCGUGUGUAAAAUACCACCAGGAUGCAAUCUGAAGAUAUUCAACAAUCAGGAAUUUGCAGCUUUACUAUCGCAGUCCGUCUCGCAGGGUUUCGAGGCGGUCUACCAAUUAACUAGAAUGUGUACAAUUAGGAUGUCCUUUGUCAAAGGAUGGGGAGCAGAGUACAGACGACAAACCGUUACCUCAACACCGUGCUGGAUUGAAUUGCAUUUAAACGGUCCACUGCAGUGGCUCGACCGGGUCCUAACCCAAAUGGGUUCACCACGAUUGCCAUGUAGUUCUAUGUCAUAAACAAAGAAGCAUUCAUUCAGGAAACAAACAGCAAAGAUUUUCUCGCGAUAGAAGCUGCAGAGAAACAAACAAGAAAAAAAACAAAGGAAAUAUCAAACAAAACAAAAACAAAUUCGUACUAUACUAAUUAAGGAAUGCUAGAAUUUACAUAAGGAAAGAGAGAUUGUGAAUGAUUGAUACCGAUUUUUGGGAUAAUUUUGUUUUAGUUUUCUUUUCGUCUGAAUCCUAAUCAUUGUUUUGCUGCAGGAAAGUAAAAAAAAGAACGCUACCUUCAUAAGAAAGUAGCGAUAACUUAAAGUUAUACCAAGUCGGGAAGGGAUCGCCCGUUCAGAUCCCUUUCAAACAAACCAUACAAUCUGUACAGGCUACAAGAGUGCGUAUACUUAUUGACUAACUAUAUUAUUGAUAACUCUUUUUUAAUUUGUUUUGUUGGCAGUGCCCUCUAGUGUCUACCUUCGUUCAUAUUAUUUUGUAAGUAGCGUUUGUAUUUUCCUAAUUAACCGUACUUUUCAAACGCGUACUCCGCUUUAAGCAUAUUAUAUUGACAAGAUGAUGAAUCAAUCAAACGUAGUUGCAUGAAUCAACAAAUUUUGUUUACAAAUAUAUUUUAUGAUACUGUUAAGCGAAUCGUAAUGCAAACGAGCGAAUCGAAAUUAGAAAUUUCCAAAUUCAAAAUUUAUUGAUACCAUUAUACAAAGCAAAUAAAAAAAAAACUGUACAUCUUUUUGGCACAAGACGAGGCAAGUACUCGCUAAAAAAAGACGGAAUCUAAGCAAACAACACAAUGAUGUUACAAAAUAACGAAACAAAAAAAAAACUGAAGCUAAUAAAAUUGGUAAACGACUGGUGAUUUUAGAAGUUCGUGAGACGGAAACAAAACAUGCACACAAAAAAGAUAAGCAAGCGAAAUCGAUUUUAUGCCGUGCGCAGUGCGUAAAAAGAAAGCAAAACACAGAGCGAAACGUAAUAUUUUCUGAGACGGUUUAACGAACGUUUUGAGAUGAUACGAUUAAGAUUAUAGGAAAGGAUGGAAAGAAAGAGAGACGAAAAACUGCGGGAAAAGAAGCAAAACAAAACGAAAGCAGAAGCAAGUAAAGCAUAUAUGAUGUUUGUGAUUUUUUAUCCUUUUGUCCUUUAUUUCGUUUUUUUGAAAAGAGAAACGAUUGAAAAAUUAGUAAGAAAAAAUCUAGAGAUUAGUUGCUUUAAAUACAUAUACAAAAGUAAAUUU
Aedes albopictus (Asian tiger mosquito) is the source of this 3270-nucleotide messenger RNA. It is a transcript of the gene Smox, whose product is annotated as mothers against decapentaplegic homolog 3. Gene Ontology annotation, cellular component: heteromeric SMAD protein complex. The coding region runs from base 609 to 2042 and encodes 477 amino acids. The transcript has 8 exons. NCBI's taxonomy places the organism in Eukaryota, Metazoa, Arthropoda, Insecta, Diptera, Culicidae. Gene Ontology annotation, biological process: anatomical structure morphogenesis; positive regulation of transcription by RNA polymerase II; transforming growth factor beta receptor signaling pathway. The record is from RefSeq and is a predicted model, not a curated record. Gene Ontology annotation, molecular function: RNA polymerase II cis-regulatory region sequence-specific DNA binding; I-SMAD binding; DNA-binding transcription factor activity, RNA polymerase II-specific.